GAGAGAGAGAGAGAGAGAGAUCCAAUCUUCAAUCUUUGCAUAUAUCAGCUUGAGUUGUUGCUAGGGCUGAGAGUACUAUCUACUUGAGGCUAUAAGAAAGCAACUCAUUCUCUGGGUUUUCUCUUACUAAUCUUCACUACUUUGGUGAUCAGCUGAGCUGAGCUGAACCUUUUCUGGGUUACCAAGAAAAAUACCUUUUAGAUUGAGUCAAACUGAUCAGAAAAAGAGAAAAGCUUUGGAUACAUGCUAGGAAAGAUGGCUGAAGAAACCCUUCCAAAUGGUUUUGUCGAAAACUCAAUUCCUGGAUCCAAUAUUCCUCCACUGCCAAAGAAGAAGAGGAACCUCCCUGGCACCCCAGAUCCUGAAGCAGAAGUGAUAGCCUUAUCGCCAAAGACCCUGAUGGCGACCAACAGAUUCUUGUGUGAAAUUUGCGGGAAGGGUUUCCAAAGGGAUCAAAAUCUGCAACUCCACCGGCGGGGGCACAACCUUCCAUGGAAGCUGAAGCAACGGAGCAGCAAAGAGCCGAGGAAGCGCGUUUAUGUGUGCCCUGAGAAAAGCUGCGUCCACAACCACCCUUCUAGGGCUCUCGGAGACCUAACCGGAAUAAAAAAGCACUUUUGCAGAAAACACGGCGAGAAGAAGUGGAAGUGUGAGAAGUGCUCGAAGCGGUAUGCUGUGCAGUCAGAUUGGAAAGCGCACUCCAAGACCUGUGGCACUAGGGAAUACAAAUGCGACUGUGGGACUAUAUUUUCAAGGAGAGAUAGCUUCAUCACUCACAGGGCCUUCUGUGACGCCUUAGCCGAAGAAACAGCAAGAGUAAAUGCGGUGUCCAGCAUCAACAAUGUGGUCGGCGCCGGCAACAUGAACUACCAUUUCAUAGCACCGACCAUGGCACAAAAUUUCUCUUCCAUUUUCAAGCCAAUCUCAUGCAAUGACGAAACAGUUAACCCAACGACGUCGCAGGGGCUACCCCUAUGGAUGAGCCAAGGAAUAUUUCAAGGCCAGGAAGGAAUAUUUGGAGAUCCACUAAUUUCAUGCUCGAAUAAUCCUCCACCGUCGGAUUAUCAUCAGCAGAAUUGGGUGUUUGGAGCUAAGCUCUCCUCGAGUAAUUCACAAAGAGAUGUGAAGGAGGCUGUGGGAGGGACUCAGCAUCUAAGUGUUCCUUCCUUGUACAGCACGCAACACCAACCCCAUCAAACACCUUCUGCAAACAUGUCAGCCACGGCUUUGUUGCAGAAAGCUGCUCAAAUUGGAGCAACCUCAACAGACCCAUCAUUCCUAGGGAGCUUUGGAUUGAAAUGCAAUGAUGGGCAGGUUCUAUAUGGAUCAAACACAACACUUUCUAGUCUUGGAAAUGAUGUAGAGAGCUCUGCAGAUGAUGUAUUAGAGAUACACCCUGCAAAACGCAGGCACAUACAGAGUGAGCAAGAUGGGGGAGGAGGGCAAACAAGGGACUUUCUGGGGGUGGGGGUACAACCUGUUUGCCACCCUCCAUCAAUCAAUGGAUGGAUUUGAGAUAAUAAGGGAAUUUUAAUGGGUUGCAAUUAAUGUAAAGCAAAUUAAUUAAGUUGAUAAUAAAGUGAAGUUUUUGGGGGGGUUGGGAGGAGAAAUAAGUAAUUUUGGUGACUUUGCAGAGAGGAAAAGGUGGGCAUUGAGUAGUGCUUGAUGGGGGGGGCUAAAAGUUUGUGCUUAGAAAACUAUUUAAGAGGUGAAGGAAGGAGAUCCAUGCAUAUUCUCUUGAACCCUGAAAGCUGAUCCCUUUUGAAAAUGGUGGCUUUUAUUUUUGAUUAAAGGGGGUAGGGUGGUGGGGGAAAAGCAAGAGCCCCUUUUGGACUCCAUUAUUGCUUUGGUUCGCAUUUGUUGUGGUUCUUGCUUGUCAAACUGGACUUAAAAAGAGAAUUUCCAGUGGCAAAAGCUUAUUCUAGUACAAAUAGGCUUUACCCUAUUGCUUAAAAUAAACUAUUGUAGCUUUUCAAUAGCACAUCCCUGAACACUUGUACUAUAUAACAAGUUUA
This is a messenger RNA of Corylus avellana, 2015 nucleotides long. RefSeq names its product C2H2-like zinc finger protein (gene NUC). NCBI's taxonomy places the organism in Eukaryota, Viridiplantae, Streptophyta, Magnoliopsida, Fagales, Betulaceae. Gene Ontology annotation, cellular component: nucleus. The record is from RefSeq and is a predicted model, not a curated record. Gene Ontology annotation, molecular function: DNA-binding transcription factor activity.